This is a messenger RNA of Gadus morhua (Atlantic cod), 3156 nucleotides long. It is a transcript of the gene kcnmb3, whose product is annotated as potassium calcium-activated channel subfamily M regulatory beta subunit 3. Bases 320 to 1090 code for a protein of 256 amino acids. The record is from RefSeq and is a predicted model, not a curated record. Gene Ontology annotation, molecular function: calcium-activated potassium channel activity; potassium channel regulator activity. Lineage: Eukaryota; Metazoa; Chordata; Actinopteri; Gadiformes; Gadidae. Gene Ontology annotation, biological process: potassium ion transport; detection of calcium ion. Gene Ontology annotation, cellular component: membrane; voltage-gated potassium channel complex. The transcript is spliced from 4 exons.
UUACCUGGCUCACCUCAUGGCUGUUUCUAUAGGAACCUGGGAGUCGCCAGGGUGGAAGCCUUUGUGCCGUCACCUUUGAGACUCGGUAAACAACAGGAAAAUCCACCUUUCACCGCAAUCACUUCCUUCAGUCCGCGCGGUGAGUCCCAUCUACAGUGUCUACGGGAGGUUACAGCUGCACAUUGAGCCACACUGGCUCCUAGUUUGACUUGUGGAUCGAGGCGAGGGGAGGUAGGGGUUUUGGUGGCGGGGGUGUGGUUCACCCAGGCCUGAUUGGUCGGGCGCAGCCUUAGUGGUGAGUAUUCAGCAGGGUGUGGAGAUGUUCUUGAGCGCGACGGCUCCUCGUGGAUCCUACAACGUCCCCAUCAACAUCAACCUGCAGGGAGCGCGCAAGAGGCCCACGAGAGGGCUGCUCCAGUCACGGCCAGUGCAGGAGCAGAUGUGGAAGGUGGCUGAUGAUGGCGGCCUCAAGGCCCAGAUUCCCGUAUCCAGUGCUGGGGAGGACAGGGCCGUUCUACUUGGCUUCACCAUGAUGGCCUUCUCCGUUUUAAUGUUCUUCGUGGUGGGAAUCACCACAGUCAAGCCCUAUUUGAACAGCAACUGGGUGGAGCGCGGCGGCUGCGUGCUGGUCCAGGUGGAGCUCCUGCAGGACUGGGUGGAGUGCCGGGGGGUGAGCAUCAUGCCCUGCCUCCGGGUCACCGUCAACCACAGCGCCUCCGGCCGGGCCAGCCUCCUGCACCACCACGAGGACGCCCUGAUCCUGGCGCCCCAGUGCUUCUACAUCCCCAAGUGUAAGAUGGAGGCGGCGGCACUGCAAGCCGAGGCCCUGGUGGUGAAGGACAACCUGGGAGAGCAGCUGGGCCAGAGCCUGGCUUGUCUCACGGACCCCGCCAAGCACCGGGGCCACGCCUUGUUGCACAGGAAGUACUCCCUGAGGAGGGCCCUGCUGGCCCUGCUGUGGCCCAGCCUCAUGCUAGGUGGAGGGGCCCUGCUGGUGGUACUAGUGAAGCUCACCCAGCAGCUCGGCCUCGUUCACCGGGACCUGGGCCGGAGGGGCCCCGAGGACCGGCCCCUCCACGUCCAGACCUAGCCCCCGUCCCCGUGCACUGGGACCAGGGCCCCGAGGACCGGCCCCUCCACGUCCAGACCUAACCGCCGUCCCUACGGCCCCUUAGCAGGCCCUCAGCGGAAUGCAAUGCAGACCAGAUGCCUGUGGUUGGAGUUGGAUUAUGAUGACAAGCGACAAACACACACAAUUAAGACUGCGCUUUCAAUAAAGACAAAUAUUUUUUAUUUAACAGUACAAUGAGUUUAUGAAUUAAUACUUUUGUCAGACAUGGGUUCAUAAGAGGAAUAGGGGAGGGGAGGGAAGUGGGUUGACAAGAUCAUUCUAAGAGGUGUUAUGGAAAUGUACACAUGAAUAGAUGUAUCAUAUGGAUGAUGUGUCCUUUACAACAAACAAAAACAUAAAACAUGCAGGGCAGUCCCUUACUGAGCUCAGAUCUCUCUCUGCACAACAACACUCUGCACUUUUCAAAGACCCGUCCUUCAACAGUUAGGAUUCAUAUCGUUUCGACAGCUAGGAGCCGUCUACUUGGUUUCACUAAGAGAACCGCUUCACACAAUGCACGACUCCAACUUAGUUUUUAUUUUUUAUUUAUUUAUUUCUUCCUUCCAUCUUUCGCCGAUUUCGACAGACAUCAGCUCCUCUGCCUAUACGUUUUAAAAUACAAAAAUAUAUUACCUCUGUAGCGUUAUUCAAGGAAAGCAUUUGCACGUUUUUUCGGUAUAAGUUACCUUCAUCGUGACAUUGUAGUACCACACACAAGUACAAGUAACAAGGUCAUUUUUCUUUCUUUUAACAUGAAAUUCAAGUAAACAUCAGGUCAACCAAAAGACAAUCGCACUCGGGACCUCAUGCAUGAUGCAGCGAUAAAAUGACCAAAGCAACCACAUACAAAGACAAAGUGUAGGGGGGGGAAGGCAUUGAACUUUAGGAUAAUUUUUUCCAUCUUAUCGUCUGCAUGUGACACUCUUGAAUGGGGCCAGCCCAUUGGGUCUGUAUCCUGUACGGAAACGCACACAUUCACUAAGGCAUCGCUAUCCUGGGCAGUCCACGGCCCCUCAUCCACAGGUCUUAGUGAGAUACAUGUGUAUCUAUGAGAGACGUGAGGCCUGGCCAAGAAGGCGUCCAUCUCUUCUGUGUUAUUUGGUAGAGCUGAGACAAGGCCUCAACUCUCAGAUGUAAUUCUUUAAUUUCCCUUUGAGGUUCAGACUAUUUCUUUGGGAACGGGUUUCAGGGAAUUAAAGAUCACAAGGUUGGAUUGUAGAGUAGAUUAUUUCUAAAUCACCUACAUCGUCUCGGUAUCUAGCUGAAGAGGCUUGAAGCAGAGGGUUAACAGGUUAAAACAGGGUCGCCAUGAGGGCUGUGGUGCCCAUACAGGUCAUGACUCAGCACAACAGAAAUGAAAGUCAAAUCAGAACAUGGAAAAGGCAGGGUUGAUGGUCCUUCUGUGCGUGAGCAGCCAGUUCUACAGCGAUGAUGACGCAGUAUCAUCGGUUCAUUUUUCUUGUUAUUAUUCUUCAUUUUCAUCUUCUCUGUUCAGUCUAUAAAAUGCUAGCCUUGGACUGCGACAAGGUGGGGAAAGUCAUCUGGGUUUCACUUCAUCACUUUGUCGAGGACUUAACCAGAACACGUUUGUGUGGGAAAGUACGAACAGACAAAUAAGGUACAGUUUGCAUAGUGUAACACAACAUCACGAUGAGAACAACGGUGUGCCUUACAGUCACUCACAGAAACCAAAUAAGGACAACGAUAAACAAGAAUAGAGCUGAACUCAAACAUGUACUUUAGCUUUCUCAAACCUUGAAAUGGGUAUUUCAUCCCUUGCAACGUUAAGUAACUUAAUGCUGGAAACACUAAUUAUAAUACUGACAGAUAACAUUUUUUUUUUUUUAAUAAAAUAAAAAACUGAAAUGGAGCAAAGAUCAGUGCUACGUAGAUAAACUGGAAUUGGAAUAGUAGUGAGUUAAAAACAACAAAUGAUGUAUAGGUGGCUUACAGGGACUUUGGCUCAGUAUAAAAUAAAGACUUAAAAAGGUAUAUGUGCACAGUAAGCAUCCAGGGAUGAAUAUACUGCAGUAAAAAAAAAAAAA